Molecule: messenger RNA, 1289 nt
Organism: Ceraceosorus bombacis
Lineage: Eukaryota; Fungi; Basidiomycota; Exobasidiomycetes; Ceraceosorales; Ceraceosoraceae
Source: the annotation of a GenBank genome assembly
AUGUCGAGCACGUCCCCCAUCGAGAUGCAGUCUUACGACUUUCUCUUCAAGGUGAGUACAAUGCAGUGCAGUGCUCGACCAUUCUCUCUCCACGAGUAUGUUUUUGCAGUCGUCGCGUUUUCAAUUCUCUGAGGACCUCCUCCCAUUCCUGCGCUCGCUUAGAUGAUCUUGAUAGGAGACAGUGGCACUGGAAAGACUUGUUUGCUGCAUCACUUUGUGUAUGGGGAGUUCAAGGAAGAGUCUCAGCAUACCAUCGGAGUGGAAUUUAGCUCCAAAGUCCUCAGGGUUGGCAAGACGUGCGUCAAGUUGCAGGUGAGUGGCUGCUGCUGCUUGAAAGGGAUCGCAUACAUGGUUCGGGUGCGGAAAGGGAUCGCAUACAUGGUUCGGGUGCUCGGCUCGGUUCAUUCGCUACACCGACUCGGAGAUGAGAUGGCGCGUUUGAUGGAGUGCAAGACAUUUCGAUGCGACAUCUGCUCACUGUCAAGCACCCCUUGCCCUAUCUCGCACCGCAUCAUUCAGCUUUGGGACACGGCGGGUCAAGAGCGCUUUCGGUGAGCUUUGUACUCUCUCAUUCCGCUCUGCCGUUGCUCACAUGCACCGCCGCGCAGAUCGGUGACUCGUAGCUACUAUCGAGGAGCAUGCGCCUGCCUGCUGGUGUACGACAUAACCAAGUGAGUCCAUCGUGCGCGCAUCGCCUUGGAAUGGCGUAGCGGUGCUGAAGUCAUCGCUGAACACGUCGGUAACACGCUCGAUGCAAGACGAGCAACGUUCGAGCCGCUAUCGCGCUGGUUGGCGGAUGCGCGAUCUCUAGCUUCUAGCGAUCUCGUUGUUGUGCUUGUGGGGAACAAGCUCGAUCGGGCAGAGGAUGAGAGGGAAGUCGCGCAAGAGGAAGCGGAGCGAUGGGCGCACGAUAAUGGUGAGUCGCUUUGUCGGAAGAGUGCGAGUGGUCGAUCUGAGCCUUGUUCGAGCGAACGAUCUCUCUCCCUGCCACAGGCGCGCUCCAUCUCGAGACCUCGUCGCUCUCGGGCGAAAAUGUCACAACUCCAUUCCACUUGGCAGCCAAGAGCAUCCUUCUCUCGAUCGAAUCUGGUAGCAUCGAUCCCGAAAAGCCUGGUAGCGGCAUUUCCUAUGGCGACAGGGGCGUCGGAGGAAGCAUGAGCAUCAGGAGCGGCUUUUCUACCAUGGGUUUUGGUAAUGGGAGAGGAUUCGACAGCCGCUUCGACCUGGGUAGAGAAGGCGGACGCCUCAAAGGCCUCAAGGAGAGGAUGAACGGAUGCUGCAACACCUGA